UUGGAAAGUUGGAUAUCGAUCUCUAGCCGGAGAUCAUGGCAGACGCCGGAAUAUAUGUCGAUUCAGGUAGCCUAUCUCGGAAAGUAAUUGCAAUUGCUGCCGGAGAAGCUCAUACGCUCGCUCUCACCGGUGAUGGGAGUGUGUAUUCAUGGGGAAGAGGAACUUUCGGCCGCCUUGGCUCCGGUUCGGAGCUCGAUCGCCUUUUUCCGGCGAAAAUUGAAUUUAAUUCCACAGAAAAGGUCAAAAUCGUCCAAGUAUCAGCCGGUUCUUACCACAGUCUCGCUCUUUCUGAUGAUGGUUCAGUUUGGAGCUGGGGUCACAAUACUUAUGGUCAACUCGGGGUCAAUGGAGAGAACUCCUUAGUUCCAUCUCUGGUACAGGUCUUCAAUGAGCUACACCCUCCCAGUUCCUUGAUAGACGAACCAAUAACAAAAACUGAAACACGACUUCAGAUUUCUUCCAUAAAAAGCUGGAGGAAUGAUGUCACUUGCCAUAGACAACCUUGGAUCCCUCUGGAUGUGGGGAAACUCACUGGAGAAACAUAUAAAGGUGAUGACAAUCUUGUUUGCUAUACCUGGGGCAACAACAAUCACGGGCAGCUAGGGUUAGGAGACACAGAGAUUCGAACAACUCCUCAAAUCAUUGAAACAUUCAAUCAAGAAUCAUCUUACACACCAUAUGAAGUAGCUUGUGGAGCCUUUCACACUUCUAUACUCUCAAAAACAGAUGGCGACAUGUUAAAAAGUGUAUGCUGGAGUUUUGGACUUGGGGAUCACGGGCAGCUCGGGCAGGGCACCAGUAAGGAUUCUCUAUACCCUGAAAUCGUUGAAGGGAUACCUGAAAAUGUAUGGUUGAUAUCAGUGGAUUGUGGGUUGUUUCAUACGAGUGUUGUUUCAUCAGAGGGGUAUGUUUGGUCAUUUGGAAUGGGAAAUGGGCUAGGCCUUACAGAAAGUGAAGGUGGAGAUGCGGUUACUCCACGUUUGAUACCGUGUAAUGGACUAAAAUACCCUUGCUUUCAAGAUCCUGUACAAGUAGCUUGUGGGGCUGCACAUACUGUUCUUCUUGCAGAUAAUGGAUAUAAGCUUUGGUCAUGGGGGAGAGGGAGAAGUGGGGUUCUUGGAAAUGGUCAAGUAAAUGACUUUUUUGCCCCCAAUCUUGUGUUAUGGCCACCACUAGAAGAAGAUUUUAAAAAAAGUGAGAAAUUAGAUGAAAAAGAUUCGUUUGAGAUCAUAAAGAUGAAAAAGGAACUCAAUCUUGCAAUAAAAGAGAUAGAUUUGUUACAUUCUAAGCUUUCUACAAUGGAGCAUUAUGCGAGCAUACUUCAUGGUAUGAUUUUUGGGAAGCCUUUUGAAGAGGAGAAAGAUUUAUUGGUGUCUUUAAAGAGUUCAUAUGAUGUUGGUAAAGAGUGGGAGAAUAUGUUGGAGAGUUGUGAUUAUGGAAAGCUUGUAAGACUUGAAAUGUUUUAUUGUAAGAUGCUUGCGAGUGUGAAAGAUAAGAUGAUGAAUGUAAAGAUUAAGGAGAUGAUCAAAGAGUGUCUUGAAUCUUCAACAAGUGUGUAUCAUUAA
Lactuca virosa is the source of this 1565-nucleotide messenger RNA. The record is from the annotation of a GenBank genome assembly. NCBI's taxonomy places the organism in Eukaryota, Viridiplantae, Streptophyta, Magnoliopsida, Asterales, Asteraceae.